UAUCGAUGUUUGCCAACCUGCCCAACUAACUUGACUCUGAUUAUUCAACUUAUUCUCUGUCUGACAGUCUUCGCUCAUCUCACACUUGGUAGAGGUCAAUAUGGCCACGAGAGUCGGUGACAUGCUACCAACUCUACUCGAGUCGGUUUCUCCUUUGUAUGAAUAUAGAGGAUAUCCGAUUUUAUCUAACCAUGAAACUCGAGAGAGUCAUAAUUCAUUGAUAGGAAGAGUGAAGAAAAGGCUAUACUUGCAACUCUUGCGACAGUACACUGAGGUGCACAAAGCGACUAGGCGUGCGCUUCCCGAGAAGUGCGAACGAACCCAGCACAUGGUGAACGGUCGUGGCACUAAAACUGCCGAUAGUCGAACUGAGGAUUGCAAUGUUUAG
Periconia digitata is the source of this 388-nucleotide messenger RNA. The record is from the annotation of a GenBank genome assembly. NCBI's taxonomy places the organism in Eukaryota, Fungi, Ascomycota, Dothideomycetes, Pleosporales, Periconiaceae.